This is a messenger RNA of Opisthorchis viverrini, 351 nucleotides long. RefSeq lists its product as hypothetical. Lineage: Eukaryota; Metazoa; Platyhelminthes; Trematoda; Opisthorchiida; Opisthorchiidae. The annotation marks the transcript as partial. The transcript has 2 exons. The record is from RefSeq and is a predicted model, not a curated record.
CUGGGGCGUUUCACGAUCACAGAUUUCGUAUUUGGCGCGGCUGAGGAAAUCAAAGGAUGUUCCGUACAAGACACGUAUGAUGGUGUUUUUGGAAUGGCUCCAACAGGCACGCAUGAAGGGGUAGAACACACGUUCCUUGAUGGCCUUUUUCAGCGGAGCCUUAUUGAUCAUCGGGAAUUUGGCCUUUUUUUCCGAGAGGCCAUGGAAGGAAGAAACUACAUGGUUAUUGGUAAAGUUGCCAGAGAGUAUAUGCCGCGAGAGGCGUAUCCAGUUCGAACUUUGAACGAACCAGGGCUAUGCGUUUUGGUAUUUCAGGGCCAUGGAAGGAAGAAACUACAUGGUUAUUGGUAA